AUGUUCUCUCGUAUCCCUCGCCGCUUCUCUGCCUCGAUUGCCGUUCUCGGCAUCGUGGCGUGUGUAGGCCUUUGGUCGGGUAGGCUUCCUUUGUCCAGGACAAAGGCGUGCGCGGAGGUCAUCAGCGAACUCCUGGAGUUACAGUGGAAGGGCGAAAUCAGACCGCACAAAUAUGUGUCCUCGAUUCCUGGCCUCGUACAUUUCGCUGGAACUCUAGAAGGGGCUCUGAACGAACGGAAGUAUGGACAGCCCGCGAAGGGCAUGGUUGAUCCUGACGUUCAAGACGUGCAUUAUCUUCGGGACCAGCUUGAUAACCUUGAUGAAUCGUUAACUCUCGUUAGAAGCCGCGCGCUCUAUACACACAACAUUCUUCUGCGUCAACUGCAGAAGUACAAGGCUGCGGUCGACCUCUCCAUGCUCCCCCUCUGGCUCGGACCACCCACACCCAGUACGCUACGCUCUCUAUUCGAUGAUGAGGUGCAUCCCUACCUGUUGGCGCUCCAAGAGGCCAUAGCCGUCAAUCGCGGACUGAGCUCCGUACUCGAUCGUAUUCAAGAGCGGUCGCCGGAAGUCUUUCCGCUCGCACGCAACAUAACCGCCGGUACUCGCUUGGUAUCCUCAUACGAUGCCAAACAGUCUCGCAGUGGCGAUAUCGCGGUAUCUUUGCUAUCCUUGGAUGCCUGGUGGUCGGCAUGUCUGGCUCUUCACGACGAGCUACUCCCUUUUUUUGACGCUCACCUUCGGGCUGUAUCCGAGUUACAUCACAAAUACAGCGUCGGCAAGAUUCCGUCCUGCCCAACUUCGCCUUGGUUCAGCACUUCUCUCUAUCAAGGCAUGGACAAGAUCCUUAGGCUGCUUGAGGACGUACUACCGGCUUCCUUCGAUGCUACGGAGAGGGAGACUAUACACAUGGAAGCGAAGGGGGUGAUAGAAGCGGAGAUAUGGGUUAGUCUUGUCUGUCCGAGCGAUUAG
Messenger RNA from Peniophora sp. CBMAI 1063, 972 nucleotides. Lineage: Eukaryota; Fungi; Basidiomycota; Agaricomycetes; Russulales; Peniophoraceae. The record is from the annotation of a GenBank genome assembly.